UAAAAUAAUUCACAAUCCAAACAUGAAAUCCACAAUCCAAAUCGUAUUUUUUGUUCUUUACUUUUCUUUUACUAUGAACUCAAUUCAUGUUCUUAGUGGAAGCUCUAAAUCAAAAUCUUUCUCCUAUAUCCUUUCUUGUGGUGCAUCAGGAAGUGAUGGUACAGAUGCAGAUGGGCGAAAAUGGAGCCCUGACAUAAAGUUUCUAGCCUCUUCUGGUAAUUCAGAAACAGCUACAGCUCAAUUCCAGGACCCUUCCUUGCCAUCUACAGUGCCAUACAUGAAUGUAAGAAUUUUCAGAUCAACAUCAUCAUACAAGUUCUCUGUUUCUCCUAAGACCCGCCUUUGGCUCAGGCUCCAUUUUUACCCGUCUAAUUAUAACAAUCUUGAUCCAUCCAUGGCUUACUUUUCCGUUAUCGCGAAUGGCUUCACUCUUCUGAAAAAUUUCAGUGCCUCCAUCACAGCAAAAGCUCUUACACUGGCCUAUAUUGCUAGAGAAUUCUCUCUAACACCUGUCGAAUCCGGUGAUCUCAAUGUUACUAUCACUCCUUCUACUGAACAAAGUGGAUCAUACGCUUUUAUCAAUGGCAUUGAAGUGAUUCCUAUGCCUGAUAUAUUCAAAAAGCCUGCUGUUUUGGUUGAAUAUAGUGAUCAAUUUGUUGAUGUUCAAAGCUCUUCUUUGCAAACAAUGUUUAGGAUAAAUAUAGGUGGACAGUCCAUUGCUCCAAACAAUGACUCUGGGCUUACACGAACAUGGUACGAUGAUUCACCAUAUCUGUUUGGUGCUGCAAUUGGUGUCACCUCCGAGGUAGGUAAAAAUGUUAGAAUUCAAUAUUCAAAAGAUGUAACAGAAGAUAUUGCACCUUUGAAUGUGUACAGUACUGCACGAACAAUGGGGCCAGAUCCAAAAGUUAACAAAAAUUAUAAUCUCACUUGGGUAUUUCAGGUUGAUGCAAAUUUCACAUAUGUUGUUAGGUUACAUUUUUGUGAGUAUCAGGUUACCAAAAUUAACCAAAGAGUGUUUGAUGUUUUUGUUAACAAUCAAACAGCGGAGAGCGGGGCCGAUGUCAUUGGCUGGGCAGGAUCUCAGGGAAUACCAGUUUAUAAGGAUUACGCAGCCUAUGUUACCGAUCAAUCCGGAGAUGAUGAGAUAUGGGUGGCAUUGCAUCCUACUGUAUCGAUGAAGCCUGAAUACUAUGAUGCAAUUCUUAAUGGACUGGAGGUUUUCAAAGUGAAUGACACAGAUGCAAAUUUGGCUGGCCCUAAUCCUGUGCCAUCAGAAAUGCUUGUUAAUGCAGAAGCAGCAGAAAAAGAAUUCUCUCCAUCAGCGUCUAGAGUUGGCCCUUUGCUUGGUGGAGUUGCUGGAGGGCUUACUGGCUGUGUUUUAGUGGUUGCUGUAUUUGUUUUUGUUAAUAAAAAGAACAAUGUUGGUAAGGACUGUAAAAUGGGCAAUUGGUUGCCGCUUUAUGGCAAUUCCCACACAUCAACAAGCAAAUCAACAAUAUCGGGAAAAAGCAAUACCGAUAGCCAUCUUUCAAGUCUUGCAGCUGGUCUCUGCAGGCAUUUCUCCUUAUGGGAGAUUAAACAUGGCACCAAAAACUUUGAUGAAUCUCAGGUUAUUGGUCUUGGAGGAUUUGGCAAGGUUUAUAGGGGUACUAUAGAUGGAGGAACAAACGUUGCUAUUAAACGAUCAAACCCUUCCUCAGAACAAGGAGUUUAUGAAUUUCAGACUGAAAUCGAGAUGCUCUCAAAGCUGAGACACCGGCAUUUGGUCUCCUUGAUAGGGUUUUGUGAAGAAGAUGGAGAGAUGAUUCUGGUAUAUUAUUACAUGGCUAAUGGGACUUUAAGGGAGCACCUUUAUAAGAGCAAUAAACAUCCCUUGUCAUGGAAGCAAAGAUUGGAAAUAUGCAUUGGAGCUGCAAGAGGACUUCACUAUCUUCACACUGGUGCCAGGUACACAAUCAUUCAUAGAGAUGUUAAAACUACAAACAUUUUAUUGGACGAGAAUUGGGUGGCAAAAGUUUCAGAUUUUGGACUGUCAAAAACAGGUCCAAAUCUUAACCAAGGUCAUGUUAGUACAAUGGUGAAAGGUAGUUUUGGUUACUUGGACCCUGAAUACUUCCGUAGGCAACAAUUGACUGAAAAAUCCGAUGUUUACUCUUUUGGGGUAGUCCUUUUUGAAGUGUUGUGUGCAAGACCGGCAUUGAAUGCAAACUUGCCAAAGGAACAAGCUAGUUUGGCUGAUUGGGCUGGACACUGCCAAAGGAAGGGAACUCUCCAUGAAAUCAUUGAUCCACAUCUUAGGGGAAAGAUUAAUCCUGAGUGCCUUAAGAAAUUCGCAGACACAGCUGAAAAGUGUGUAUCCAAUCAUGGGAUUGAUCGCCCUUCAAUGGGUGAUGUGCUGUGGAAUCUUGAGUUUUCCCUUCAAUUGGAGAAAAAUCCAGGCAUGGUGGUGGCAGCUGAAAAAAAGGCCAAUAAGGCUUAA
This is a messenger RNA of Durio zibethinus, 2482 nucleotides long. The record is from RefSeq and is a predicted model, not a curated record. Lineage: Eukaryota; Viridiplantae; Streptophyta; Magnoliopsida; Malvales; Malvaceae.